GAGCCAUUGGGCGCCGCUCUCCAAGGCCACGCCGACUCCGUUAACACUGUUGCAAUCUCAUCAGAUGGAAAUCACAUUGUGUCCGGUUCAAGUGACAGGACGAUCCAGGUGUGGGAUAUGGCAACUGGCGAGGCAGUGGGUGCCCCUUUCCGAGGGCACACUGACUCCGUUAAGUCAGUCGCAAUCUCGCCCGAUGGCAAACACAUCGUGUCUGGGUCAGACGACAAAACCAUCCGGGUAUGGGAUAUAGAAUUUCUCAACCGGAACCACCCUUCCACGCCUGCAAUAUGUUUUUCACCUAACCCAACCCACGCUCUUCAUUCUGCCUCCUCCUUUCUCCAAGACUCUUCCACCCCAGCCUCUUUCAUUGCAAACGAGGAAGGAUGGGUUGUCGGUCCCGAAGGACGGCUUCUUCUCUGGAUCCCACUCAAUUUCCAUCCGGUGAUGUAUGCCCCAGGCAAUACUCUGGUGAUAGCCAACAAUCCCCUGCAACUGAACUUGAGUUGUGUCGCGCAUGGCACGUCUUGGCACAAGUGUCGGGAAUAGGAGGUUAUCCUGUCUUCGUGAUUAUAUAUCUUGAUUUUUACAAUACACGUUUGCCUUGGUCAAGUUUUAUUCCUGUCUUUUCGUCGUGUACAAGUUUCGCUGAUACACAAUGUUUUCAUGAUGCCCCGAGUCGUACUAGCUGUGCAUUAUGAUUUCUACACGUACUACCGCUUCCUACGUUACGUUGCGAAUCACAUCUUUUUUCCUGUAGUCGUCGGAAUAGUGGGCAGUGGCUUAGGCGAGAAUCUGCUGGACAAGCCAGUAUUACCAUUACUUGUCCCUGUCAUGUGUUGAGUGAACGCGAAUGAUAGUGAGUACCUAGAUGAUGCAUGUUCGGUUCGAUGACUCGCAUC
Molecule: messenger RNA, 899 nt
Organism: Suillus clintonianus
Lineage: Eukaryota; Fungi; Basidiomycota; Agaricomycetes; Boletales; Suillaceae
Product: WD40-repeat-containing domain protein
Exons: 2
Molecular function (GO): protein binding
Source: RefSeq, a predicted model, not a curated record